AUGCGCUUCCUCUCCGUCCUCGGCUUCGCGGCCGCGGCCGUCGCCCAGCUGACGUCGACAUCGCUCGAGAAGCACGUCGACUCGGUCACGCUCAGCAAGACGUUCAACCCGGUCAAGGAGGCCUACUGGACGGGCUACCCGCACCACCGCCGCACGCCCUUCGCCGUCUCUCCCGACGGCAAGUCGGCCUGGCUCGCGUACCUCGACGCCUCCGAGACGGGCGUCCACGUGCAGCAGGUCGACCCGACCACCUUCGUCGCCACGGGCGAGCCCAUCACCAUCGCCGGCGGGAAGGAGGCCGGCGGACUCGUCGCCCACAACGACGGCUUCGCCCUCCUGACCAACGAGCUGCUCGCGGGCGGCCCCGCCGACGUGCCCGUGGCCGUGCUCUACCGCUACACGGGCGGCAAGGAGACGUUCAAGACCUGGCUCGGCGGCCCCGGCGUCGACGGCAACCAGGCCAUGGCGUCGCCCGACAUCAACGGCGACCUCGUCUUCUCGGAGAAGGCCGGCUACUACGCGGCCUACAUCGUCGUGACGGCCUACGAGGGCGACGCCAAGGGCCACUUUGGCGACGCCAUCCGCUACGUCGACACGGCCGGCAAGCUCACGGCGAUCCCCGGCGCGUCGUCGUCGUGGGGCUGCUCGCACAACACGGGCAUCGCCUUCGAGGCCGCCGACGCCGCGCCCUUCGCCUCGCUCUGCGCCGAGGACCAGGGCGCCAUCUGGCUCAACACGGAGACGCAGGGCAUGAGCAACAACGGCGUCAAGGUCUCCAACGAGCACGUCAUCAACGGCGGCGCCAACGAGGCCAUGGGCGGCACCUCGGGCUCCUACAGCGUGCUCGCCCGCUUCGUCGGCGCCGACUCGUACAUCUUCUCGUGGGUCUCGCGCGGCGCCAAGGACCUGACGCUCAACGACUGGAUGGGCCAGGGCUACACAAAGUCCGUCAACCGCACCAGCAACCGCAACGUCGCCAUCGCCCUCUUCUCGGACAAGAAGACGCUCGUCGGCGAGCAGGCCACCUCCGAGGUCGGCGCCGCCGCCGGCGACAGCCAGGUCAACUGGGUCACCUCGGGCGCCAACGACUGCUCCAACGCCCACGCCGCCGCCUUCGACGCCUCCAGGGCCCUGGUCACCUGGGAGGAGAUCGCCGACCCCAUCUGCGACUUCGACGCCAUGGGCUGCCGCGGCGCCUUCGCCGGCACCAAGUUCCAGAUGGUCGACAGCGCCGGUAAGAAGGUCGGCGAGCCCGUCAGCUCCGACGACACCUACGUCGCCGGCGACAUGGUCACCAUGGCCGACGGCCGCAUCUGCUGGCCCUACGUCGCCAUGGACUGGAAGCUCGACGGGCCCGUCCGCGGCUCCGCCGUCUCCAAGAUCUCCUUCGCCUGCAUGACCGGCGGCGCCGGUACCGGCGGAGGCUCCCCCGCCGCCCCCUCGUCGUCCGCCGCUCCCGUUUCCAGCGCCGCACCCGUCGCCGUUGUCUCUUCCUCCUCCUCCUCCGCCGCCGCCGCCGACGAUGCCGUCGCCUCGAGCGGUCCCGGCUCCGCCGACCCCACCUUCGCUCAGGGCACCGCCCCGGAGCCCAUCUUCGAGACCCUUUCCGGCCCCGCUUACACCCCUACGGCAUCCGUCCCGGCCGCUCCUUCCGCCGCUCCCACCUCCGAGCCCGCCGCCUCUUCGGCCCCCGCCGCAUCCGCGUCCGCGUCGGCUCCUUCGGGCGCUCCGGCUCCGAUCUUCGAGACCCUCUCCGGCCCCGCUUUCACCCCUACGGCAUCUGCCCCUGCCGCUCCCACCUCCGACGCUGCCUCCGAGCCCUCGUCCGUUCCCGCCGCAUCCGUGUCGGCUCCCUCGGGCGCUCCGGCCCCAAUCUUCGAGACGGUCCCCGACACUCCGGCGACCACCGUCUCCGGCGCGAAGCCCGAGCUGACGACCGCCCCCUCGGCCGCCCCCUCGAAGACCAAGAACAAGACCAAGACCAAGACCAAGAACCGCACGCGCACCCGCGGCCGUGGCGAGUAUGGCAACGGGCCCCGUCCCACCAACGGCCCGCGCCCCGGCGGCCAGAAGUGCAGCACCCGCACCACCGUCAAGACCAUCUACGUCACGGCAUAG
Molecule: messenger RNA, 2118 nt
Organism: Colletotrichum higginsianum IMI 349063
Lineage: Eukaryota; Fungi; Ascomycota; Sordariomycetes; Glomerellales; Glomerellaceae
Exons: 1
Coding region: 1-2118 (705 amino acids)
Source: RefSeq, a predicted model, not a curated record